Tupaia belangeri chinensis (Chinese tree shrew) is the source of this 255-nucleotide messenger RNA. Its product is annotated as molybdopterin synthase sulfur carrier subunit-like. The transcript has a single exon. The record is from RefSeq and is a predicted model, not a curated record. Gene Ontology annotation, cellular component: molybdopterin adenylyltransferase complex. Bases 1 to 255 code for a protein of 84 amino acids. NCBI's taxonomy places the organism in Eukaryota, Metazoa, Chordata, Mammalia, Scandentia, Tupaiidae. Gene Ontology annotation, biological process: Mo-molybdopterin cofactor biosynthetic process.
AUGGUGCCCCAGUGCCAGAUUGAAGUAUUGUAUUUUGCAAAAAGUGCUGAAAUAACUGGAGUUUGUUCAGAGACAAUUUCUGUGACACAAGAAAUAAAAGCGUUGCAGCUGUGGAACGAGAUAGAAAGUCUACAUCCUGGAUUGACUGAUGUUAGAAAUCAGGUGAUAUUUGCCGUUCGUCAAGAGUAUGUUGAGCUUGGAGAUCAGCUCCUCUGGCUUCAAGCAGGAGAUGAAAUUGCCAUUAUCCCCCAUUAG